This is a messenger RNA of Neopelma chrysocephalum (saffron-crested tyrant-manakin), 2655 nucleotides long. Its product is annotated as inner centromere protein-like. Gene Ontology annotation, cellular component: chromosome passenger complex; midbody; nucleus. The transcript is spliced from 20 exons. Gene Ontology annotation, molecular function: protein serine/threonine kinase activator activity. Gene Ontology annotation, biological process: mitotic cytokinesis; meiotic spindle midzone assembly; metaphase chromosome alignment. The coding region runs from base 25 to 2577 and encodes 850 amino acids. Lineage: Eukaryota; Metazoa; Chordata; Aves; Passeriformes; Pipridae. The record is from RefSeq and is a predicted model, not a curated record.
GGAGUUCGAGGGUUCGGCAGGGCCAUGGCGGAGGGGCCGCGGCAGCUGCUGGAGGUGUGCGGGCAGAGGCUGUCCCGUUUCCUCCACGAUGCCCAGCACAAGCGCCUGGCCUGGCUGCGGGAGGUUGAGGAGCAGGGCGUGAAGAUGCUGGAGAGCAGCUUCAGGGCAGAGCCUGCGCUCAUGCCCAAAACGCCGUCGCAGAGGAGGCGUCCCAGGAAAAGGCAGUCCUCCUGCCUCAAGGAGGAAAACAAGGAGCCAAACAGGAGGAGGUUGUCCCGAAGGAGAAGCGGCGUCAAGCCGGUGUCUUCUAGGCUGAGUUCCCAACGGCACCUGAGCCAAGAGCAGCCCCGGAGCCCUGGCUGUGGGGGAGAGGAGGUGUCUGUGCCCAGAUGUGCUCCAGGAUCCCAGGCUGGUGUCACGCCCCAGCUCCUGGAACUGCCUGGGAAGCAGGUGGUUGAAGCCUUUGUUCCCUUGGAAAAGGAGGACUGUCAGGACUGUGUCCAGGGUGCUGCUGGAGGUGAUGCAGCUGCUCUGGCCGUUUUGGGGGAGCACCUGCCAGAGGAGGACACAGCAGCUGAGCUGCAGGAGGUCUCUGGAGUCGCUGGAACAGCAGCCGAACAGCUGGGAAGGGAUGGGGAGCAGGAGCCCAGGACAGCAAGCACCUCCACUCCCAAAGCUGCUCGGAAUGGAGACCCUGCCGCGCUCCAAGGAGAUGGAUCCCCCCAAAGCCUCGACAAACUGCUCUUCCAGGACUCCGACAGCAAAAGAACAACAGAGAAAUCCAGGCUGCGCCGCCGGAGCAGGAGCCGCAGGGCUUCCUUGGCGCAAAAAUACUCCUUGUCCAGCAGGAGGGAGAACAUGAUACGGAGAUCCGUCAGCAGGGCCAUGGCGAGGAAGGCGGCGGCACGAGAGUCCUCCUCGGCCUCCAGCAGAGUGAGCUGUCAGAGCUCCUUGGAGGUUUUCGUGGAAGAAGAAGACGCGACCAGCGGCACGAGGCCCGAGCUGGAGCUGAACCCCCCAAAGGAAAAGGCUCCCAAGGACGUCCUCAUUCCAAGCAAAAGUCCCCGAGCCGCCAGCCCUCCGGCACAGCCCCCGUCCCAUCCCGAGCAGCAGGCAGGGAAUGCUGCAGGAAGCCAUGUAAAUCCCAACAGUGAACCCCAGAAGAACCAGGAGCCACCUCACUGUGCCAAGUCCCAGGAGAGUCCCUCCCGUAUCUGGACGAGAGGCUACAAGCAAGCCCUGGGUGUCCUGUGGCACGGGCAUCAGCCGGGGGGCCAGACCCUUUCCCCUUCGGAUGACAAGCACAAGACCUCAGCCAGCCAGGCUCUGUCAUCACCCUCUCCGGCCAGCAAGGUUGUGAAGCCUCUGAAGAACUUCCUUCAGGCUGUGCAGCGGAACCAGCUGCUGCCAAGCUCGGGGCCCACGGGACGAGGGGGUGGCAUCAAGGACUUCAUCAAGCGCAACACUCCCACCCGGCCCAACCUGAAGGGCGACUUCGUUGAGAAGGAGCGGCAGAGACUGGAGAACCUCCGGAAAAAACAGGAGGCUGAGGAACAGAGGAAAAAGAAGGUGGAGGAGGAGAAGAGACGGCGGCAGGCAGAAAUGAAGCAGAAGCGGGAAGAGCGCCUGAGGAAGGCCCUGCAGGCUCGGGAGAGGGUGGAACAGAUGGAGGAAGAGAAGAAAAAGCGGAUGGAGCAGAAGCUCCUGCAGAGCGACGAGAAGGUGCGAGAAGAGAAGGCGGCAGAGGAGCGGAGCAAGAGGAAAACGCUGAAGAAAACCGGGGAGGUGGAUGCGCGGAGGCAGAAAGCUCUGAGGGGGGAAGAAAACGAGCAGCAAGAACCACUGCAGAAAAGGAGAGAGGAUGAAGUGAAGGAAAAAGGGAAGAAAGUCUUGGAACUGAAGAAUCUCCUAGAGCAGCAACAGGUGGAAAAAGCGAAGGAGAGGGAUCCCAAGCAGCGAGGGAAGGAGAAGCCCCCCCAGGCACAGCUGGAGCCAGCAGUGUUGGCUGACAAGACCACCAAGGGGAAAGAGAACCCCAAAGAGUUACCCCUGGGGCCUGGGCAGGAGAAGAGACAUGAGCAACCAGAAUCCAUUUUCCCAGCUCUUAACACCUGGCUCCAAGUGAUGAAAGAGGCAGAUGGUCAGCAGCAGCUGGGAGAAGAGAAAAAGCCCAAACCACCACCAGCAGCAGCAGCUGCAAGUGCCGCCCCUGGCACGUGGCUGAGCAAAGCCGUGAAGAAAUCCCUCUCCACAUCCUGCCUCGGGCCCCCGAAGGUCGUGCAGGGACCCGGAUCCCCCACGGCUGCUGAGAACGACUACGGGCUGGACCUGAACAGCGACGACUCCACGGAUGACGAGAACGACCCUCGGAAGCCUGUCCCUGCCUGGGCCGAAGGGACACAGCUCCACCAGGCCGUCCUGCACCAGUACUACCACCCUGUGGACGUGGAUGCGCUGUUUGGGGCCAUCCCCAGCCCCCAGCUGGAGCACAUCUUCUACAAGAGCAAGCCCCGCUACUUCAAGCGCACCAGCUCGGCCGUGUGGCACUCGCCGCCCGGCCCCAGCCCCUCCUGCUGAGCCAAGACAGGAAAGGGGGUUUUAGGGCAUCCGUGUGUGUUUUACUUAUCCUGUAUUUACAGUUUUAACUUUUUUCUU